AUCAUAGCCCACAUUAGCAAAUAAAAUCAUCCUUUCCUCUAUUCACAAAUCAAAUGCAUUAACUAAUUGUAAUACUAGAUAUGGAACUUCCACAAAUCAAACAUUUUCAUAAGCCUCUCAUUGUUGUAUUUUUGUUGUUAAUAGUACUUGCAAAUUGUGGUUUCUCUUUCCCUUCAGAACCUCAAGGUAAGAGACAAUGGCAUAUGACUUCAGAUGUUAAGGAAGUAGCAGGGAAAUCAUAUGACUACAUUAUAGUUGGAGGAGGUACAUGUGGUUGUCCUUUGGCAGCUACUCUAUCAGAGAAAUUUUCUGUGCUACUAAUAGAAAGAGGUGGUUCACCAUAUGGAAAUCCCUUAGUGAUUGAUAGAAGAUACUAUGGUUUUCCACUGAUUCAAAAAGACAAUAAUCAUAUGUCAGUAGCACAAAGAUUCACUUCAGAAGAAGGUGUUAGCAAUGUGAGAGGAAGAGUUCUUGGUGGCUCAUCAGCUAUAAAUGGUGGAUUUUAUAGUAGAGCAAGUGAUGAAUUUGUUGAUAAAGUUGGUUGGGAUAAGAAACUUGUUAAAGAAGCUUAUGAAUGGGUGGAAUCAAAAGUUGUUUUUCCUCCCUUUUUUCUCACACCAUGGCAAUCUGUUGCUGAAUUUAGUCUUCUCGAAACGGGGAUUCUGCCCUAUAAUGGUUAUAGUUUGGAACAUAUCAGGGGAACCAAGAUUUCUGGGAGUGUGUUUGAUGGAUUUGGAAAGAGACAUACCUCAGCUGAUCUUCUUGAGGCUGGAAAUCCAAAGAAUCUCACAGUUCUUGUGAAUGCCACAGUGAAGAAAAUCAUCUUUCAUUACAAUGGUGACAAGAAUGAAACAAGAGCUAAGGGUAUCAAGUUCAUCAAGAGCAAUGGAAGUUUAGAUGAAACAUAUGAAGCCUUCAUCAAGAAACCAAACCAUUCAACUUCAAGAGGUGAUGUCAUAUUAUCAGCAGGUGCAUUAGGUAGCCCUCAACUUUUGCUUCUAAGUGGCAUUGGACCAAAAGAACAAUUGAAAAAAUUCAACAUUCCACUAGUUCAUGAAAUGAAACAGGUUGGUCAAGGAAUGCAAGACAACCCUUGCAUAGCAAUCUUAGUUGAUUCUAAACCAGAAAAUAGACUUCCUGAUCCACCACAAAUUGCAGGCAUAACAGAAGACUUGAAAAUCAUAGUUGAAGCAUCAAUACUUCCACUAAGCAUCAAUGAAUCAAGGGUUAACAUUGCUGCAAAGAUAGCAAUGCCUCUUUCAAAAGGGUACCUUGAACUGAACAACACUGAUCCAAGGCUUAACCCUACAGUGAAAUUCAACUAUCUAGAGAAUGAAAAUGAUAUGCAAGAAUGUAUUAAGAUGACAAAAUUACUCAAUAAAAUUGCAAGGUCCAAAUCUAUUGCAUUUUUCCUUGGUGAAUCACAGCAAAGCAAAUUGGUAUCUACUGAGUUUGACCUUAGAAAGUUUUGCAAGAAAAAUGUAAGAACUAUCUAUCACUAUCAUGGUGGUUGCAAUGUUGGAACAGUGCUUGAUAAAGACUACAAAGUUCAUGGUAUAAAGGGAUUAAAGGUAUUGGAUGGCUCAACUUUUUCUGAGUCACCAGGUACUAAUCCUAUGGCUACACUUUUGAUGUUAGGAAGGUAUCAAGGUAUCAAGAUUCUCCAACAAAGGGAAACAGAAUCUGAAUUGAAUAUCAAAGAAAACAGAUAAUAUGAACUUGUUUUUACAUGUGUGCAAAAUCAGUGUGUGAAAAAAAAUAAGCCAUUAUUUAGGACUUAGUAACCUAACAAAGUGUGUUGUAAAAUCAAAAUUCUCUCUGUUUUUUACAUUUAAAUUUUUUUCAUUCCAAAUUUUCAAAUUUGUCAAAAUUAACUUUGAAGUUUGAAGCAAGUAAUGAGAACACCUUCAGAA
Medicago truncatula (barrel medic) is the source of this 1913-nucleotide messenger RNA. Its product is annotated as protein HOTHEAD. Lineage: Eukaryota; Viridiplantae; Streptophyta; Magnoliopsida; Fabales; Fabaceae. The transcript has 3 exons. Gene Ontology annotation, molecular function: flavin adenine dinucleotide binding; oxidoreductase activity, acting on CH-OH group of donors. The record is from RefSeq and is a predicted model, not a curated record. The coding region runs from base 81 to 1712 and encodes 543 amino acids.